AUGAAGGCUCCGUGGAAGCUCCAUGACAAGACCCCGAAAGAUUUGCUUGUGGAUAUCCUCCUGGAGAUUCCCUCGUUAUACGAAGGCAUUGAUGAACUAGAAGGUAAGGAGCGUUUUAACUUGGCCUUCCGCCAAGAGCUUCAAGAAGCCGCCCGUGGUGCCAUUACCCGCUUAUUGCAAUGGGCCGCAAAAUUUGGCAUCUCGGUGGAUCUCUCACGGCCAGAUUGGCAAUCCCCGAGAAGCUUCACAAAUGAUGAAAUAGCCAAUGUGCAUCUCAUGUCCUUUUACUGGGCUACACUUAUGAUCGCUCAUCAUUCCUAUCGGAUGAUAUCCCAUGAGGAGCCAAAUACCCUUGGUAUCGAUGUCGACAACUGUUGCCGCAAAAUCAUCCGCUGUAUCGCUUUAUUCGUGCAUCCCUCUACUGGUAUUUUCCGCCAGCACCUUAUGCCCUUUCCAGCCAUGACCGCAAUCCAACAUUUGAAUUCGGCACAUCCACUUACAUUGAAACCAGAACGUGAGUAUCUUCUGUCAAUUUCGACAAUGCCCGAGUUUGCAGGAAUGUGCAAAUUCAUGACAAGUCUGCAUCCAGAGCUAUUCGUGGGCUCUGGAGGUAUCAAAAUAGAACUUGAGAAAUAA
This is a messenger RNA of Penicillium daleae, 636 nucleotides long. RefSeq lists its product as uncharacterized. The record is from RefSeq and is a predicted model, not a curated record. Bases 1 to 636 code for a protein of 211 amino acids. The transcript has a single exon. Lineage: Eukaryota; Fungi; Ascomycota; Eurotiomycetes; Eurotiales; Aspergillaceae.